AUGGCAUGGGCCAAUUUAUCAGGAAAUUUAAAAUUUAUUCUCAUGGACGAGCCCAAAUUGAUGCCGAAAAAGCUAUUUGGCGGAGCUCUCCAAGUUGCUCUUCCCUCUGGCUUUAUCGAUGCAAGCCAGUUUAGACAGAUACCCGACCACCAGGAGGUAUAUCUUUCACAGGAUUCCGAAACGUCGAUUAUUGUUGAAUUAUUGGAUCCGCUUGUCGAGCAAAAGAAUGCCAUGCAUGUGCUUGACAGCCACUUCCAGAUACUUGCAGAGGAUAAUUCAUGCUCUUUUUCAUUGAUUCUCCAAAAAGACCUUGAAUUGAACAUUUUGCUUGGGGUCCAGGCUGUCCCAAAGUUUGGAAAAAAGACCGAUUUCAUCCUGGUGCUUCUUUCGGUUCGGUCGCUUGAGGCCCCAUAUAACACUGACAUCGUUACUUCGAUGAAUGUAAAUAUUUUAUCGGAUCCCCUUUUUUCAACAACAUUACCCUCGUCAAUUGGCGCAUUGGCAGAAUUAAAUUCAAACUCAGCUUUGCAAAGCUUGACAGCACAAACACCUUUUAAGCGGAUUUCAGAGAAUGCCUUCAGCACCUUUUCACGCAUUUGCCAAUCUAUAGAGGUGCUUGAUUAUUCAUUGUUUCAAACACAAUAA
This is a messenger RNA of Mitosporidium daphniae, 645 nucleotides long. RefSeq lists its product as uncharacterized. The record is from RefSeq and is a predicted model, not a curated record. NCBI's taxonomy places the organism in Eukaryota, Fungi, Microsporidia. Gene Ontology annotation, biological process: protein import into nucleus. Bases 1 to 645 code for a protein of 214 amino acids. The transcript has a single exon. Gene Ontology annotation, molecular function: guanyl-nucleotide exchange factor activity; small GTPase binding. Gene Ontology annotation, cellular component: nucleus.